Suncus etruscus (white-toothed pygmy shrew) is the source of this 1870-nucleotide messenger RNA. RefSeq names its product glomulin, FKBP associated protein (gene GLMN). Gene Ontology annotation, cellular component: cytoplasm. Bases 45 to 1832 code for a protein of 595 amino acids. NCBI's taxonomy places the organism in Eukaryota, Metazoa, Chordata, Mammalia, Eulipotyphla, Soricidae. The record is from RefSeq and is a predicted model, not a curated record. The transcript has 18 exons. Gene Ontology annotation, molecular function: ubiquitin-protein transferase inhibitor activity.
GUUCAUUCCAGCUCCAGGCAUAAAACUAAGGAAAACACCAGGGGAUGGCUGUGGAAGAACUUCAGUCCAUAAUAAAGAAAUGUCAAAUCCUAGAAGAGCAAGACUUCAAAGAAGAAGAUUUUGGCCUCUUUCAAUUAGCAGGCCAAAAAUGCAUAGAUGAAGGGUAUAUAGACCAUCUAAUAGAAAUCAUUCAAGAUGAAAAAAAUAAGGUAAUCAUCAAGAAUAUGGGCUGGAAUCUUGUUGGUCCUAUUGUUCGAUGCCUUUUAUGGAAUGAUAAGGAGAAUGAUAAAAACAAAUAUUCUCUAAUGCUUGAUUUACUGGUAAAGUUAUGUAAUCCAAAGGAAUUAUUGUUGGGUUUGCUUGAACUGAUUGAAGAGCCUUCUGGAAAACAGAUAUCCGAGAUUAUUCUUCUUUUGCUUCAGCCAUUACAAACAGUAAUUCAGAAACUUCGUAACAAGUCAUAUUCAGUUGGAUUAACAUUAUCCACUAUCUGGAGUCAGCUGUCUCUGCUUCCGGUUCCAUACACUAAAGAACAAAUGCAAACAGAUGACUAUGGACUUUGUCAGUGUUGUCUGGCUUUAAUAGAGUUCACUAAACCUUUUGUGGAAGAAGUCAUCAAUGAUAAAGAAAACUCACUAGAAAAUGAAAAGUUAAAAGAGGAAUUACUGAAAUUUUGUUUCAAAAGCUUGAAAUGCCCUUUGCUGACAGCACAAUUCCUUGAGCAGUCUGAAGAAGCUGGAAAUAAUCCUUUAAGAUGUUUUGCCUCUGCAAUAAUAGGCUUUUUAUCUGCAAUUGGAUACCCUUUCCACAAAAUGAUUUUUAAUCAUGGAAAGAAAAAGAAGACUUGGAAUUAUCUUGAAUUUGAGGAAGAAGAAGACAGACAAUUAGAAGACUCCAUGGCUUCUCUGGCAUAUCUAGUAUUUGUACAGAACAUCAGUAUUGAUCAAUUUCCAAUGGUUUUCAGCCCAUUGUACCUAUUGCAGUUUAAUAUGGAGCACAUUGAAGUCUUUCUGCAAAGAACAGAAGAAUCUGUUUUCUCAAAAGGCUUGGAUCUGUUAGAGAAUGGUUUAUUGAGACUAGAAGACAAUAGUCUACUGCACCAGUACUUAGAAAUCAAGAGUUUUCUUACAGUACCUCUGGGUUUAGUCAAAGUAAUGACACUUUGUCCCAUUGAGACAUUGAGGAGAAAAGGAUUAGCUAUGCUGCAAUUGUAUAUAAACAAGUUGGAUUCACAGGGAAAAUACACAUUAUUUAGGUGCUUAUUAAAUACAAGUAAUCACUCAGGUGUGGAGGCCUUUAUAAUUCAAAAUAUCAAAAAUCAAAUUGAUUUGUCUUUAAAGAAAGCAUCUAACAAUAAGUGGUUUACAGGACCACAACUGAUUUCCCUUCUGGAUUUGGUACUAUUUCUUCCAGAGGGCGCUGAAACAGAUCUUCUGCAAAACUCAGAUAGGAUAAUGGCUUCACUAAAUUUAUUGAGGUAUUUGGUUAUCAAAGAUAAUGAAGAUAAUCCAACUGGAUUAUGGACAGAACUUGGAAAGAUUGAAAAUAACUUCUUAAAGCCACUCCAUACAGGACUAAAUAUGUCAAAAGCACAUUAUGAAGCAGAAAUUAAAAACAGCCAAGAAAAUAAUGAAGUCCAGAAGUCUAAAACUCUUUGCUCUGUAACUGUGGGUGGGGAAGAGAUCCCUAAUAUGCCUCCUGAAAUGCAGCUUAAGGUUCUGCAUUCAGCUCUACAUACAUUUGAUUUGAUUGAAAGUGUUCUGGCUCGAGUAGAAGAACUCAUCGAAAUAAAAACAAAGUCCAUCUCUGAAGAAAAUAUUGGGAUAAAAUGAAAGUUCUACUCUCCAUAAAUAAAAACCUUGAUACCUUU